This is a messenger RNA of Sinocyclocheilus grahami, 830 nucleotides long. RefSeq names its product FUN14 domain-containing protein 2-like. Bases 48 to 458 code for a protein of 136 amino acids. Gene Ontology annotation, cellular component: mitochondrial outer membrane. The record is from RefSeq and is a predicted model, not a curated record. Lineage: Eukaryota; Metazoa; Chordata; Actinopteri; Cypriniformes; Cyprinidae. The transcript has 4 exons. Gene Ontology annotation, biological process: autophagy of mitochondrion.
AAAAUGAAUAUUACUGUGUUCUGACAGACAGCGAAACCUUUGAUGUGAUGGAACUGGCAGAGCAUGUCAAGAAACAAAGGUGGUGGAACAAAAUGUUUGGCAAAAAUAACUCUGGACCAGCUGCUGAGAAGUACUCCGUUGCAACACAGUUGGCCAUUGGAGGAGUGAGCGGCUGGUGUGCAGGGUACUUGUUCCAGAAAGUUGGGAAGCUUGCAGCAUCAGCUGUAGGUGGAGGCUUCUUUUUGCUCCAGAUUGCUCAUCACACAGGCUACAUUACAGUAGACUGGAAAAGAGUUGAGCAAGACAUGAACAAGGCUAAGAAGCAACUGAAGCUGAAUUCAGACAAGCCUUCUAAAGAAGUGAGAACAAAAUUUAAUGAGGUGCAAGUAUUUGUCAAGAAAAACAUUGUUCUCACAGGAGGCUUUGCUGGUGGAUUUCUGCUUGGUCUGGCUUCAUAGGAUCUCUCAUUGUAACGUCUUAUACUCCGAGGAUGUCAUCUAACAUCAGAUUACAGCUUUUGUGUGAUAUUGCAGCUUAUAUUUAACUCGGCACUAGUUAGAUCAAGAUUUGAUUCUUAGGAUGUGUUCAUAUAGAUAGAAAACAUAUAUCGAUGCUAGAAUGUAUGGUUUCAGUUUUUGGAUUGUGCAUUGUUUUUAGUUUGUACUUGAACAUUUUGCUAUAUUAUUUUGGCACAAACUAUUUUUGACACAAGACUUAAAAAGUGAGCUUAUUUAAACAUGUAAAUAGUCGAAACAUUUGAAAUCGGCCCUUUAAAAACCCAUAUCUGACCUUGCAGUUGUACGUCAUGCUGACUAAGCUGAGUGCAUUUA